Camponotus floridanus (Florida carpenter ant) is the source of this 1695-nucleotide messenger RNA. It is a transcript of the gene Dd, whose product is annotated as CTD nuclear envelope phosphatase 1 homolog. Bases 486 to 1217 code for a protein of 243 amino acids. The transcript has 5 exons. The record is from RefSeq and is a predicted model, not a curated record. Gene Ontology annotation, molecular function: protein serine/threonine phosphatase activity. NCBI's taxonomy places the organism in Eukaryota, Metazoa, Arthropoda, Insecta, Hymenoptera, Formicidae.
CAGCUCUGCUUGUGUCGCGGAUCUGACAGCGCUGGUAGCUCUGGUAGGAAGACUCCGCACUCCGCAUAAGAGUCUGGUAUCGUCAGGAAAAACAUGAAGGACCCGCGGUGAGGAGGAUACGUUGACACACGCGACAUCGCGUACCUAGACGCUCAUCGCCGUCCACGUCGCCCUCGCUUCGCUUCCGCCUCGAGUCGCGCGGGUGCCUUGCGUUUUGUUUACGAUAAGCGCGGGGCAGAAGCCCUCUCCUGGAAGAGGCCCUUUCGGGGCGCGCGGAUCUCCUCGACGGCGGGUCGUCGUCGUCGGCGGCGGUUCUCCCCAGGUGCACGCGUCAUCGCGCGACCCGCGGAGUAAAGUGGCGAGACGCAUUCGCGAGGGGGGGGGAAGGGAAAAAGGAAGACACUCGGUGCGCGCGGAGACCCGGAGAGAGAGACUGGAGAGAUAAAGUGUCGCCGGACUUCGGCCCGGUGAGAAGACCAGUAGAGAUGCUGAAGCAAUUGCAGAUGGGAAUGAGAGCUUUCCUCUUAAUGGCCUCCCGCGUGUGGACCUGCAUCUGCUUUCUACUCAAGAAGCAGGUUAGAGCCAUCUCGCAGAUGCAACCAGUCAAAUAUGAAAUCUUCCCACUUUCACCUUUAUCUAGGCACAGACUUAGUAUAGUUAAAAGAAAAGUAUUAGUAUUGGAUUUAGACGAAACAUUAAUUCAUUCUCAUCACGAUGGAGUGGCAAGGCCGACUGUCAGGCCUGGUACCCCUCCUGAUUUUGUUCUUAAGGUUACAAUAGACAGACAUCCUGUUAGAUUUUUUGUUCACAAAAGACCACACGUAGAUUUCUUCUUGGACAUAGUUAGUCAGUGGUACGAGCUUGUAGUCUUCACUGCAUCCAUGGAAAUUUAUGGGGCAGCAGUCGCAGAUAAACUAGAUAACAACAGAGGUAUCUUAAGGCGCAGAUAUUAUAGGCAACAUUGUACACCUGAAAUGGGUUCCUAUACCAAAGAUCUGUCAGCAAUCUGCUCAGAUCUCUCUUCAGUCUUUAUUCUUGAUAAUAGUCCAGGGGCUUACAGAGCCUAUCCACAUAAUGCGAUACCUAUAAAAUCAUGGUUCAGCGAUGCGGGAGAUACUGCUUUAUUAAGCUUACUUCCGGUCUUGGACGCUCUUCGUUUCACGCAGGAUGUACGAUCUGUUCUAUCAAGGAAUUUACAUUUACAUCAUACAUGGUAGCAUAGCUGAGAUUAAACGAUACACUAGGUAUUUUAGAAAUGAAGCUGUUAACAGUUUCAGUUAGUGUGUCUAGCUUAGAAUUAUUAUUGUUAUUGAUAAUAGCAACAUUAGAUCGCUGCCCGUAUAAUGAGACAAUGAGAAAACCCUCUUCUUCAAUUCUUGUUUUUUUAUAUUCUCAACAAACAGCGACGAGUAAAUACUGAAGGGAGGUGAUGAAUACAGCCAAUAAUUAUGUCGGCACAAAACAUCUUAGGAUAAUUCUUUAUGUUGUACAGUCCUUAUGUGUGCAAAAUCGUGAAACAAAUCUUUUUUUUAUUUUCUCUGUUAUGUAAACCUUUGCCAAAGACCGAAAGAUACGAAAAUAGAUAGGACUGCUAGCCAGCAGGAUUUUUCGUUUUAGGUAAGGAUUACUUAAAGUUUUUAUUUAUAUGUGUAUUCUGGCAGCACACACACACACACACACACACACACACACACA